This is a messenger RNA of Closterium sp. NIES-65, 2202 nucleotides long. NCBI's taxonomy places the organism in Eukaryota, Viridiplantae, Streptophyta, Zygnematophyceae, Desmidiales, Closteriaceae. The record is from the annotation of a GenBank genome assembly.
AUGGGAUUGCUGAGCGCCGCAUUGGCAAGCCGCCCGAUUCCCAUUUCCCGCCUCCAGACAUUCCUUCCCGCCUCCCUAUUGCCGUUUCUGUCGCCCGACGACCCAUCCCUCCCUUCUCUCCCUUCUCUCCCUUCCCUCCCUUUCCUCCCUUCCCUCCCUUCUCUCCCUUCCCUCCCUUCUCUCUCUUCCCUCCCUUCUCUCCCUUCCGUCCCAACUAAUUACCCACACUCCUCCAUCCUCUCCCUUCCCUGCCUUCCCUUCCCCUCCCUCCCCUCCCUUCCCUCCUUCCCUCCCUUCCCUGCCUUCCCUCCCCUUGCCUCCCCUCCCUUCCCUCCUUCCCUCCCUUCCCUCCUUCCCUCCCUUCCCCCCUUUCCCAUCAUUCCCUCCCUUCUCGCCCGUCUCUCCCUUCCCUCCCUCUCCCCCUUCCCUCUUUCCCUCCCUUCCCUCCCUUCUCUCCCUUCCCUCACCUCCCUCCCCUCCCUCCUUAUCUCCUUUCCCUCCAAUCCCUCCCUUCCCUCCCUUCUCUCCCUUCCCUCCCUUCCCUCCCUUUCUCACUUCCCCCCCUUCUCUCCCUGCGCUCCCAUCUCUCCUUUCCCUCCCUCCUCUUCCGUCCCUCGCUUCACUCCUUCCCUCCCCUCCCUCCCUUCCCUCCCUUCACUCCAUUCUCUUCAUUUUCUCCCUUCUCUCCCUUCAUGUCCUUCUCUCCCCCCUUACCUUCUCUCCCUUUUCACCGUUCCCUCCCAUCCCUCUUUGCAAUCUCCAGCCUCUCCCUUCUCUCCCUUCUCUCCCUUCUCUCCCUUCUCUCCCUUCUCUCCCUUCUCUCCCUUCUCUCCCUUCUCUCCCUUCUCUCCCUUCUCUCACAUCUCUCCCUUCUCUCCCUUCUCUCCCUUCUCUCCCUUCUCUCCCUUCUCUCCCUUCUCUCCCUUCCCUCCCUUCCCUCCCUUCCCUCCCUUCCCUCCCUUCCCUCCCUUCCCUCCCUUCCUUCCCUCCCUUCCCUCCCUUCCCUCCCUCCCCUCCCUCCCCUCCCUUCCCUCCCCUCCCUUCCCUCCCUUCCCUCCGUUCCCUCCGUUCUCUCCCUUCUCUCCCUUCUCUCCCUUCCCGCCCAUCUCUCCCCACCUACCACCCUUUUCUCCCUCCCAUCUCAUCCCGACUUCCUUAUCUUCCAUGCCGGCAGGGCCGCCCGACCUCCCCUUCCCGCCGCCCGAUUCCCCUAUCGCUCCGCCAAAUUCCCGUUCCCGCCGCCCACUUCCCCUUUCGCGCCGCCCACUUCCCCUUUCCCGCCGCCCGACGCGCCUUUUCAGCGACCCGAUUCCCACUUCCCGCCUCCAGACAUGCCUUCCCGCCUCCCUAUUGCCGUUUCCGUCGCCCGACGACCCAUCCCUCCCUUCCCUCCCUUCUCUCUCUUCCCUCCCUUCUCUCCCUUCCCUCCCUUCUCUCCCUUCCCUCCCUUCUCUCUCUUCCCUCCCUUCCCUCCCUUCUCUCUCUUCCCUCCCUUCUCUCUCUUCCCUCCCUUCUCUCCCUUCCCUCCCUUUCCUCCCUUCCCUCCCUUCUCUCCCUUCCCUCCCUUCCCUCCCUUUCUCACUUCCCCCCCUUCUCUCCCUGCGCUCCCAUCUCUCCUUUCCCUCCCUCCUCUUCCGUCCCUCCCUUCACUCCUUCCCUCCCCUCCCUCCCUUCCCUCCCUUCACUCCAUUCUCUUCAUUUUCUCCCUUCUCUCCCUUCAUGUCCUUCUCUCCCCCCUUACAUUCUCUCCCUUUUCACCCUUCCCUCCCAUCUCUCUUUGCAAUCUCCAGCCUCUCCCUUCUCUCCCUUCUCUCCCUUCUCUCCCUUCUCUCCCUUCUCUCCCUUCUCUCCCUUCUCUCACUUCUCUCCCUUGUCUCCCUUCUCUCCCUUCUCUCCUUUCCCUCCCUUCCCUCCCUUCCCUCCCUUCCCUCCCUUCCCUCCCUUCCCUCCCUUCCCUCCCUUCCCUCCCUUCCCUCCCUUCCCUCCCUUCCCUCCCUUCCCUCCCUCCCCUCCCUCCCCUCCCUUCCCUCCCCUCCCUUCCCUCCCUUCCGUCCCUUCCCUCCGUUCUCUCCAUUCUCUCCCUUCUCUCCCUUCCUCCCCAUCUCUCCCCACCUGCAAGGGAGACAGCAACUGGCCGAGCAAGCGGCUCAAGGGCAGUGCGGUCACGAAAGAAGCAGCGAGAAGCACGUGAGUCCAGUGUGA